AUGUCGAGUAAACAAACGAAUCCCAAUGCACAAGACAAUGACGAUGAUGACGGCGUGACGCCAGAGCCCCCCGCUAGAGGUCUCUUUGCGGAUGUCUUUCGAGAGUCCCUUGGAGAAGACAUAGACAAAGCGGACCUUGAUGAUGGCGAACUGUUCCGUCGCGAUGGUCCAGCAAGGAAGCCUGAUCACGACAAUGGCCUUCCCGAUUCCCCUGAAAGCAUUACCCAAUCUCGAGCGCCUCAUGGCAAAGAGGCUGCUGGAAUGUCCCGAUCUAUUCAUACAGAUGAUGAAACUGAAUGGAGAUCCAUGCCAAUGAUACCGCCUGAUUCCCUAUUGCCAACCUCCCCUUUUGAUUUACGCCCGGCAUCAUCGCCGGCAGCUGCCCCCAUGAGAGGAAUCGUGGAACCAAACGCAAAUUUUUAUGAUUUCAAAUUUACAGACUUGGCAAGGCAGACAGACUUGAUGACACGCCAAGCAGAUGUGAUGGAUGAGUUUCUCGACGUUCUUCCCUUAAAUCCCAUGAAGCCUGGAGGAGGUCCAACCAUUCAAAAGCUGAAGCCUCAGCGGCCACCUUCAAAAACGAUGAUUCUGACUCCUGAACAGCAAGCACAAAUAAUUCGAAACCCCACCAAGGCUACAUUUAUUCCACCAUCAAUUUCUGCCGUGGAAAUCAGAAUUGCUGGCUGGGGACCCUCUGGUGUGUGCUUGCUUCGGAAUCUUCCAAUAAUAUAUCCCAACAGGGCCAAGAUUGUUAGAGAGAAUUCCUUUCCUUUGGAAUCGCUGGCUCAAGUAACUGAACAAAUCCAAAUCUACGACAAAACUCUUGGAUUUCAAGUUAUUUACCAAGAGAAACCGCUCAAGGCUAUCAUCCAAACUCCCAACUGUGGGGAGUUCAUUGUCGAUUUUUGGGCUUCGUCGUCGAAUCCUGACUUUUACCUGGCACUCCACCCACGACGAGAAGUUGGUAUUCAAACCCAAACCCAAAUGAGUAUGCUCUUGAAGGCCUUGAAGGAAGAUGGAGAGAAUAUUGCCAACCUGCCACUCCCUACCCCUCAGCCCUUUGACAGCAAAGGUUUGGAACGUCUGGAAUCCUACCUUGAAAACUCAGUCCAAGUUAUGGAAGCCAAGCGGGCCAAAACUACUGGAAAGCCAACGGAAGUUUUUAGGCGAAAUGUUCUGGCAGAGGUCCACCAUGCACUCAUGUCCGAAUCACUAGAGCAACGCAAAUUUGCCAUGUCAUUAUUGCUGCACGGCACUGAUCUCAAGUCAACCAUGGGAUCCUUUGCAUGCCGAGUGACCGCUGUCGUUCUGGCGGGAUCUUCUUUGGACCAGGCGGAGUUGGAAGACCAGAAUGCCAUGGAUAUUCACAAGACUUUGAUCCAAAUCUUGCAAGAGGCCGAAUUUGUCGGAGACGAGGACCGAUUCCACGACUUUACCGAGAUUCCCCAGGACAGCGACAUGACCACCAACACCUUUCAUUCCAAGCCCUUGUCCCCUCGCAAGCGUCCUCGACACUAUGAGGAUUUCAUGUGCGAGAUCCACAAUAUGGCCAUGACCAUUUUAGUCCAAGCACUCGAGGUGGCUACCUGUUUUCAACAGCACAAGGAUCUGAUACAACAGUUUGUAACCAACUAUUACUUGGCCAACAAUGGAGCCAUGAAUGCCGUUUUCGAGCGAUGUAUCUUUCAAGUCAAUGACCCUUUGGCCAGCCAUUCCCUUUCCAAGGGUUACUUGGCCUGCAGAGCGCUCCGCAUCUUGGCCGAAUCCAGUACUGAGUUGCGCAAGCAAGUGGAAUCGGAUGAUCGCACCAAGUUGAGCAUUCUGGGAGCCUUGGAAGUAGGAGAAUCUAGUCACUGGUUGCUCCAUCGAGAAACCAAGGUUUUACACAAUUUGAUUUAUGGUCAAAUGUGA
Molecule: messenger RNA, 1911 nt
Organism: Cylindrotheca closterium
Lineage: Eukaryota; Bacillariophyta; Bacillariophyceae; Bacillariales; Bacillariaceae
Source: the annotation of a GenBank genome assembly